AUGUUCCCCCCCGGUCGCGGUAAUGACUGCCUAGAAGUGGGCCACAAAUUUGUGAUUAGUCUGUUUGGCACCAGCAUGGUAUUCACAGCUGAAGGAGAAGAUGUCCGCCUCAGGGAAUACGAGAAGGGCAAGAUGAGCCAAAUCUGGGCCUGUGAAAUGAACUCUGACAACCGAUACGGCAUGCGGAACGGAGCCACUGGGUGUCUUCUUGGGCGGGAUAACAACACAGAGGUUUUGUGUCAGGUGAAACGUCACAAACUGUUUGAGUGGCUUACUUUCACGCGGCUUAGCCUCGGCGGGUACUCCUUGGCGAUUCCUUGCCCUGAAGGCACACUUGGUUACAAGCUCGACCCAAUCCAACCUACCGGCUACGAAAGCAGCAGCCCGAGCUUAAAGCUUGGAACCGCAUUUCACCAGUUCGGCCUGCACCGGCUCAAGGACUCAGUUUUCAGGCGGUUUGAGUGGGUCGUACCUGACCGUCUAGCACGCUCAUCUGCUCCAUACUACGAUGGUGAAGAUUCCGAUGAGAGUAUUAAUGAAACCUCAAUUGAGUUCCUUGUCAACCGUGGUAUCCAGAAUAUUAUCAGCAUGAACUCCAUAGAGAUAUCACCGCGCGAGAGGGGGAGGCUUAAUGCCGCCAACAUCUCGUAUUCUCACAUCAAGGCUCUCGAGUUUACCGCACCCACACAGGAGCAAUUUGACCAGGUCUGGAAUGCCUAUGAGAAAGCCGGGGCUACGAUUGUAUACUGCGGAUAUGGGGAUGGGAGGACCGGGAUGGCUAUCAGUGCAAUUCAGCUUUUCGAGGGUCGUACCCUAACCGACCUGGAUUACAGGGCGAACGGGGUGCAGUGUCCCUGCCAGCUAGAGGCAUUGAGUGUGUUAAGCGAGAGACUUCGUAGGCGA
Tuber aestivum (summer truffle) is the source of this 903-nucleotide messenger RNA. The record is from the annotation of a GenBank genome assembly. Lineage: Eukaryota; Fungi; Ascomycota; Pezizomycetes; Pezizales; Tuberaceae.